This is a messenger RNA of Entrophospora candida, 1500 nucleotides long. The record is from the annotation of a GenBank genome assembly. Lineage: Eukaryota; Fungi; Glomeromycota; Glomeromycetes; Entrophosporales; Entrophosporaceae.
AUGCAAAAAGUUGAACCUUCAAAUAAUUCCAACUUUUUUAAAUCCUUGAACAUGACUAGAUAUAUAGACUAUUUAAAAAAUUUACUAUAUAAAGAAAGCUAUAUUCCUACAUUAAAUAUUACAAUUAAUAUACCUACAACAGAUAAUGAUUCGAAGUUUCCAAGGACAUUAGUUUCUGUUAUUGCAAAAAAUAUAGAUGGCUGGGCCAAUAUUAAAAAUGAGAAUGACAUUAUUAUAGAGUCCAUCAAAGGAGCAUUGACAAACAACAUAUACUUUAUCACUAAUAUUUCUUCAAAUAAAAAAAUAAUCUUGAGGGUUUAUGGGAAAGGAGUUGAUAAACUAUUGAAUCGAGAAAAAGAAUUGGACUUUUUAAAAAUGUUAUCAAAGGUGAACAUUGGUCCUCAAUUAUUAUUGAUUUUUAAUAAUGGUAGAUUUGAACAAUUUUUCGAAUCUGUAAACCUGACAAAAGAAGAAAUGAAAGAUGAGGAAAUUUCUCGUAAAAUAGCUGCCUACAUGUUUAAAUUGCACAACGUUGUGACAAUUUUUCCUCCUGAUAAUAUUGAAAAUAUUGUUCCUGAAGUCUGGUCCAAAAUUGACCAAUGGUUCCAACUAGCAUGGGAUAUAAUUAAUUCUGGUUCUUCCGAUUCCUCCAACAAUGUUAAUAUAGAAAGAUUUGAUUUGGAAUUAUUAAAAAAAGAAAUAAAGGAAUUAAAAUCUAUUUUACAAAUGGUUGACUCACCAAUUGUCUUUGCACAUAAUGAUUGCCAGUAUGGGAAUAUAUUACGUCUUACUGAUGGAUCAAAUCAGCUAGCAAUCAUUGAUCUAGAAUACUCUGGUUGGAACCAUCGUGGUUUUGACAUAGGUAACCACCUAUGCGAGUGGGCCUUUGACUACCACUCAACAGAGCCUCAUGUGGCACAUUUGGAUUGGUAUCCAAACGAACAGCAGCAGCGUUGUUAUCUAAACAACCAUGAUAGUGAAGGUAGUAACAAUGGAAAUGAUGCUGCUGAUGGAUUGAGCAGAAAGAAUAUAUUAGAACAUCAUCCCAUUUUUUUUAAUGCUGAUAUAAGAGGAUUGACGGAUAAAUUAUCACAAUCUCAACAUGAUUCUACUAGAUCCCCUGCAGAACAACAACGAUAUUUAAACAUUUCUUUGGAUUGGAAUAAACCUGUUGAUACAGCUUUACUUCAUUCUGUAGCAGUACGAACACGGGAGAUCGAAAGAGAAUUGUUACCACUUCCAAUAAUCUCAGCUCAUACAAACUCUUCAUUGCCUAAUUCUUCCAACUCAUUUGCUAGAUUAUAUAAUCUUAAAUCUCACCAAUGUACCCAUUCAACAGAUCGACCAUAUAGAUGUUUAAUUUGUGAAUUGGCAUUUGCGAGAAAUCAUGAUCUAAAACGACAUCAAAAAAUUCAUGAUAAAAUUGGAUGCUCUCAAACGUCACAAACAAAAUCCAAAAAAUCGCAACACAUGUCAAAUGACAUUAUACGUAUAAAAUGA